AUGGCAUUCCGUGCCCUCCUCUUUGCGGCCUGCGCUUCGGCACUCGCCAUGCCCAGGAACACCACCGUUACCAACACCACCAUCAUCACCUCACCCUCCCCGGAUGAUAUUCACCUCUGGGGAGUCGCCGUCAACCCACCCACCGCCCUGCCCCAAGCCGCCACCGCCAACGACCUCCGCUGGCAGCCCUCUCUAGACUUCGACACCGACGGGUGCUACAACGUCCCUGCCAUUGGCGCGGACGGCACCAUCGCCCAAGGUCUCCCGCACAACUUUGUCUCUGCCUCCUCCGACUGCCGCGCCCUGUCCGACCUAGACAACAACAACGUCUACUCGCGCCAGCGCUGCAACGCCAACGGCUGGUGCGUUUACAUCUACGACUACUACUUUGAAAAAGACGUGGCCAUCCAGUACCUGCUCGACACGGGCCACACCCACGACUGGGAGCACAUUGCUGUCUGGGUAGACGGCAACAACACGGCCAAGUACGUCGCCGCCUCCCAGCACGGGCGGUACCAAAUUAAGGCCGCUGCUGAUGUGCGGUGGGAUGGUGAGCACCCGAAGGUGGUCUACCACAAGGACGGGGCAAGCACGCAUUGCUUCCGGUUUGCGAACGCGGCCGAUGAUGCCAUUGAGAAUGCCAAGGGCGUGUGGUUCAGGGGCCCGUUGGUGAGCUAUAAUGGGUUUCCGGCGGGGAUCAGGAAUCUGCUCUACUCGCAUGACUUUGGGAGCGGGAAUAUUGCGCUGACGGAUUCGGCGUUUCCGGGGAAUAUCCAGAGGGCGAAGCCGGCUGCUAUUACGUUUGAUGCCUAUGUUGAUGCUUUGGGGUCGCCGGGCUUUCCUUAG
Sordaria macrospora k-hell is the source of this 846-nucleotide messenger RNA. RefSeq lists its product as uncharacterized. NCBI's taxonomy places the organism in Eukaryota, Fungi, Ascomycota, Sordariomycetes, Sordariales, Sordariaceae. The record is from RefSeq and is a predicted model, not a curated record.